AUGGAAUACCUCCUCUACCCACACUCCUAUAACUUUUUUUCAAAAACGCGGGCCAUUAAUAUACAAUUUUUCCUUUGGUAUUGAUAAACAAUAUUUUUAUAAACAAUUAAUGGAAAUUUGAAAAACUAGUAAAAAUAUCGCGUUUCUACUUAUAUGACCACGGGUAUAUAUGUACAUACAAUAAUCAGAGUUUAGCUCAGAAUUAUUAAAUUACUUUUGCGAAGCUUAAAAAAAUUUUAUAUUUUGAAACGGACUACGUUAUUAUAACAACGCGUCUUCGUCUGGCAAAGUUAAUCCUCUACAUUAAUUAAGAAUUCAUCAAACAACUGAUAAAAACAGACGAAAGUAGCUAUUUACCUAAAAUAAAAAAGAUAAAAUAUAAAUACAUAUGGUAAGAAAUGCGGUGUCACGAAAGCCACAGGUCGUAAGCGGCUUUUUAUUGUUGAUCAUUACGAUUGCAGACAUGUCGGCGGAAGGUAGUAUCAGCCCGGAUAACAAAAUCGGGGAAUGUGCUGUUCCUACAGCAGAAGCUGGGGAAUCCCUAGCGUACUUUGGAACCGAUAAACUCUCGCAUGUACACGAGGAUCUGGCUCGGUAUGAUCACUACCGUGUAUACAAUGUUGAGCUGGAUACAGAUCAGCACGUCGACAUUUUCCAAAAAAUGGAGCAGCAGAGUGAUAGUUUAACUUUUAUGGGGCAUGCGCGUGAAAUUGGCCAGAAACUGACCAUUUUGGUAGCCGCGCAUAAAGUGGCUGAUUUUGCAGAUUUGCUGAAGACAUACGGGGUAAAGCAUCGCAUAUUGACAUUUAACUUCCAGGAGAAAAUCGACCGCAAUAUUAAAGAAGUUCUGCCCGCUGACACUGCAGCUCCUGCGCUCGACUGGCGACACUUCUUCCAUUUGAAAACUAUUUAUGCGUGGUUGGAAUAUAUGGUAGAUCAAUAUCCCAAAGAUUUGUCCUUAAUUGAAAUGGGCAACAGUACGCAAGGUGUCCCCAUUAAGGGUUUAAAACUAUCACGAAACGCUUCCAACAAAGCUAUUUUCAUAGAGAGUGGCAUCCAUGCACGCGAAUGGAUUGCACCCGCCGUAGCUACAUACCUUAUCAACGAGCUGCUAACCUCUAAGGAAGAAGCAGUGCAAACGUUAGCAAAUAACUACAACUGGAUUGUAUUUCCUUCUGUAAACCCAGACGGCUAUAAAUAUACAUUCGAACAUGACCGUAUGUGGCGUAAAAAUCGGCAAUUAUUUGGCAUAUGCCGUGGUGUUGACUUGAAUCGCAACUAUCCGGAUCACUGGAAUACCACCGGUGCUAGUGGAGACCCAUGCCGUUAUGAUUACUCUGGUCCAAGUGAAGGUAGUGAAAUUGAAACUAAGCGUUUGACAGAUUUCCUUCAGGCACACGUGGAUAAGGAGCAAAUUAGAACAUAUAUAGCAUUGCAUUCCUAUUCACAAAUGAUUAUGUUCCCAUAUGGCUACACUAAAAAACAUGUAUCCAACUAUGAUGAUUUACAAGAGUUUGGUCGUAAUGCUGUCGGGGGUAUACGAGAAUUAACUGGUCGUAAUUAUACUAGCGGUAGUAUAAUUGAAACGAUUUAUCCCUCAAGUGGCGGCAGCAUGGACUGGGCUUACAGCAAAAUGAAUAUACCAAUUGCAUACACUUUCGAGUUGAGAGGGCCACCAGAUAGUUCGGACAUGUUUAUAUUACCUGCCAAUGAGAUUGAGCCUACGGCCCAAGAAGCGUUCGUUGCCAUUAGAACAAUCAUAGAAGGAGCCACAAAGAAGGGUUACUUCAAUUAAUUUUUUAGAAGACCAUUUGAGCAUUUGUAAAUUAUAAAGCAAAAUAUAGCAAAGCACAAACACAUA
Molecule: messenger RNA, 1861 nt
Organism: Anastrepha ludens (Mexican fruit fly)
Lineage: Eukaryota; Metazoa; Arthropoda; Insecta; Diptera; Tephritidae
Product: zinc carboxypeptidase
Exons: 3
Coding region: 389-1795 (468 amino acids)
Biological process (GO): proteolysis
Molecular function (GO): metallocarboxypeptidase activity; zinc ion binding
Source: RefSeq, a predicted model, not a curated record